Molecule: messenger RNA, 1110 nt
Organism: Bacidia gigantensis
Lineage: Eukaryota; Fungi; Ascomycota; Lecanoromycetes; Lecanorales; Ramalinaceae
Exons: 1
Coding region: 1-1110 (369 amino acids)
Source: RefSeq, a predicted model, not a curated record
AUGGGCCCCUUCACCGAGCAAGAAUUGGACAUGAUCCUCUUCAACGAGCAAGAACUGGCAUCAUUAGAAUGCCUCGCUGGUGGCGAUACUGACGUAUAUGACGAUGUCGUCCAAUAUCCUACCUUCUUUGGCCACUAUGUCGAGUUCUAUCCCGACAAGUUUGCACCCAGCAUGAUCGAGACCGCAAAACAUCUUUGGAACAGUUCUUCGCCGGCUCUCAAGUACCUGGUCGGAAAAAGAAAAAGUUCCACGCUAAGCAUCUCGGAGCGAAGAUAUCUGGUUGCGAAUGAAUAUUUCCUUGACUCUACGGUACCAUCGAUGUGGAAGGAGCUGCCUCUCCGUUAUCGGAUCCUGUUAGCGUGGAUGGUGGAGAAGGCAGCAUCAGAGCCGGGAGUAGACCUGUCAACCUGGGUCCUGCAGAUGUCUGGAGUCAUUCGCGCCCAACAAGCACAGAUGAUUGCAACAUGGAACUGCUCCAAAGAUUUCCAUACAUUGAGUUCAGUUCCCCAUCACAAGCAUCUAGAGAAUCAGCGGACGCUGAGGAAGCAAGAUCGUGCGGGUUGGUAUAACAUGCAGCUGCUGAGCGCCAACCAGGAUAGGUGUGCUGCGCAGAACGCGAUUGAGUUCGAGAUUCAAGCAUUGAGGGAGAACGACAAGUUUGUGCAAGCGAUGAAGGACAAAGAAAAGCUUACGCAAGCGAUGAAGGCUCAGCUAAGCUCAGGACAUGUAUUCCAACCAGAAAAUGGGGCUCAAUGGGUCGCGCCGACUCUUCUGCCGACCUUGUCCUCGGACAGCUUUCAAGUAUCAGUCGAAAGUGGGUCAAUUGGUGCGGAGCGACAACUGCUUGGAGGCGACCUGCUGUCUGCGAUUGAUGCAGCAGGUAAGUCUUCCCCUCAUUUUCCAACUGGCCAACAGCCUAGCAACACAUCCGCGGGUCGUUGCAUCCGGAGUCAGGCUCUGAGCGGAUUCAAAUUGGACCAGUCUGAAGAGAAAAAGUACAUGUCCAACCCUGUCGCCUUAUUGGCUCGAAAACUGGGGACGAGUGAGAAGUAUCUCCUCAGCAUGAAAUCCUACUUUGAAAGAAAGAGGCAGGCACCGACGAGAGCAUGA